This is a messenger RNA of Arabidopsis arenosa, 3809 nucleotides long. The record is from the annotation of a GenBank genome assembly. Lineage: Eukaryota; Viridiplantae; Streptophyta; Magnoliopsida; Brassicales; Brassicaceae.
AAUACUAAUUGCAUGCGACGGAAAAACAAUCAUGCAUUUUAAAUUAUGUAUAAAUGCAUGCAACAAAUUGAAUUUUCUAACAGGAAUGCAAAACUAUGAUGAUUGAUUAAAUCGUGGGACAAUCGAAAAGUUGAGGAAUUGCAAGGAUCCGAGAUCGAGAGAGAGUCUAAAAUGGAGUUUAACAAGCACCAACAACUUGUAGAUUCUUCUUCUGUGGAGAAAACGGAUCCUCUUUGCAUUUCUCAAUUGAAAUUAUCUUCUUCUCUCGACGGAUCGCCGCCAUUGCCACAGGCGAACAUUGCAGGGGAUUUAUUAAAGAGUCAUAGACAUUCACCUAUUAAAGUGGAAGGGAGUGAAGAAAAUUUGGGAGUAGAAGAUGAUGAUGACCUCACUGACCCUAAUUUUGAUACCGUUGAGGGCAAUGGACAUUCAGAUCCAACAAGCUGCUUCGAUGCCGAUUUAAGUGAGUACAAAAAGAAGGCUACAAUUAUUGUCGAGGAAUACUUUGGCACCAAUGAUGUUGUCUCAGUUGCUAAUGAACUAAAGGAGCUUGGAAUGCCUGAGUACCGUUAUUAUUUUGUCAAGAAAUUAGUCUCCAUGGCUAUGGAUAGACAUGACAAAGAGAAAGAAAUGGCUGCUUUUCUGCUGUCUACCCUUUACGCCGAUGUCAUUGAUCCCCCGGAAGUUUACAGAGGUUUCAACAAACUGGUGGCUUCUGCUGAUGAUUUAUCUGUUGAUAUUCCGGAUGCAGUUGAUGUUCUUGCUGUCUUUGUGGCUCGGGCGAUUGUUGACGACAUUCUUCCACCUGCGUUUCUGAAGAAACAAAUGAAAUUGCUGCCAGAUAACUCCAAAGGUGUUGAGGUUUUGAGAAAGGCCGAGAAGAGCUAUCUAGCGACGCCGCUUCAUGCUGAAGUUGUUGAGAAGAGAUGGGGAGGGACUGAUAAUUGGACUGCUGAGGAUGUGAAAGCAAGAAUAAACGACUUGUUGAAAGAGUAUGUCAUGAGUGGAGACAAAAAAGAAGCUUUUAGAUGCAUCAAAGGAUUGAAAGUUCCUUUCUUUCAUCAUGAGAUCGUCAAACGAGCACUGAUCAUGGCGAUGGAAAGGCGAAAAGCUGAAGUCAGGCUGCUAGAUCUGUUAAAAGAAACGAUUGAGGUUGGUCUCAUAAACUCCACUCAAGUAACGAAAGGGUUUAGCAGAAUCAUUGAUUCAAUUGAAGAUUUGUCUCUUGACAUACCAGAUGCACGCCGUAUAUUACAGUCUUUCAUCUCUAAAGCGGCUUCUGAAGGAUGGUUAUGUGCUUCUUCUCUGAAAUCACUCUCCGCUGAUGCAGGAGAAAAGUUACUUGAAAACUCCAGCGCCAAUGUUUUUAAAGACAAGGCGAAGUCGAUCAUCCGAGAGUAUUUCCUUUCAGGUGACACUUCAGAGGUCGUACAUUGUCUAGACACCGAAUUGAAUGCAUCUUCGAGUCAGCUACGCGCAAUCUUUGUCAAAUAUCUGAUAACUCUAGCAAUGGACAGGAAGAAAAGAGAGAAGGAGAUGGCUUGUGUGCUCGUCUCUACUCUUGGUUUCCCUCCAAAAGAUGUCAGAAACGCAUUCUCGAUGCUCAUAGAAUCUGCAGACGACACUGCUUUGGACAACCCAGUGGUUGUUGAAGACCUUGCCAUGUUCUUAGCCAGAGCUGUGGUUGACGAGGUGUUAGCUCCACGGGAUUUGGAAGAAGUGUUAAACCAGACUCCCGAGGCAGGCUCAAGUGUGGGAGAGAAAGUGAUUCAAAUGGCGAAAACAUUGCUGAAAGCACGUCUUUCCGGUGAAAGGAUCUUACGUUGCUGGGGAGGAGGAGGAAUUGAGACAAACUCUCCGGGAUCCACAGUGAAGGAAGUGAAAGAGAAGAUCCAGAUUCUUCUAGAAGAGUAUGUCUCUGGUGGAGACCUCAGAGAAGCUAGUAGGUGCGUGAAGGAACUGGGAAUGCCGUUUUUUCACCAUGAAGUAGUGAAGAAGUCAGUAGUGAGGAUCAUAGAAGAGAAGGAGAACGAGGAACGGUUAUGGAAGCUACUAAAAGUGUGUUUUGAUUCAGGACUAGUGACGAUAUAUCAGAUGACUAAAGGGUUUAAAAGAGUUGAUGAAUCGCUUGAAGAUCUGUCUUUGGAUGUCCCUGAUGCUGCGAAAAAGUUUUCAAGUUGCGUGGAAAGAGGCAAGCUUGAAGGGUUCUUGGACGAAUCAUUCGCUUGUGAGGAAUCACAAAUUAUCAUUCUUGGAGACAGCGGGGUUGGCAAAACAUCGUUGAUGAAUCAAUAUGUGAAUAACAAGUUUAGUCAACAGUACAAAGCUACGAUCGGAGCUGAUUUUGUCACUAAGGAGCUUCAAAUUGAUGAUAGGCUUGUCACAUUGCAAAUAUGGGACACUGCUGGGCAAGAAAGGUUUCAAAGUCUUGGUGUUGCAUUCUAUAGAGGUGCAGAUUGUUGUGUUCUUGUCUAUGAUGUCAAUUACUUGAAGUCGUUUGAUUCUCUCGACAAUUGGCACGACGAGUUUCUUAAACAGGCUAGUCCACGUGAUCCAAUGGCAUUCCCUUUUAUACUUCUUGGUAAUAAGGUUGAUAUUGAUGGAGGAAAUAGCCGAGUGGUAUCUGAUAAGAAAGCUAGAGAAUGGUGUGCUGAAAAAGGAAACAUUGUCUAUUUCGAAACAUCGGCUAAAGAAGAUUACAAUGUCGAUGACUCUUUCUUGUGCAUCACUAAACUUGCCCUUGCCAAUGAACGCGACCAAGAUAUAUAUUUCCAAGGGAUUCCAGAGACUGGUUCGGAGUCUGAACAAAGAGGAGCCCUCUCUGUGGUGUUAACAAUGGCGACGAAUAGUUUAGUAACCGGACUAAAAGUGACCUUACCGGUUAUGUUUUGUGUGAUGCUCGCGACUCUUGUCUACACCUUUAUCACCGAUGGCCUUCCUUUACCUGAUCGUCAAGAUGUCUUCACACCAUGGUUCGUUACGACAAUUCUGGAUUUCUACAUUAACAUUGUACCUAUAGCGGUUUGGAUUGUGUAUAAGGAGUCUACAUGGUCUGGUUCAAUACUUUGGACCAUUUUGCUCAUUAUUUUUGGCAGCCUCACGACAUGUGUGUAUGUGUUUCUGCAACUUCUCAAACUGACAAAUCAAGAAGCUUCAGAAGAUCCUAUGUACUAUUUGUUACUUCGAGAUUCAAUCAAGGAUGGAGUGGGUCUGAGAGACAAGAAUUCACUUGUUGUCACUGCAAGAUUUGUGUUUGGUGCCUUAGGAUGUGUGAUGCUAGGAGCUUUGGUUUACACUUGCUUCACUUAUGGUUCUCCUUUCCACAUGGAGCUUCUUUACCCGUGGAUGGUGGUUUUAUUGGUUAACUUCUACAUUAAUGUUGCAGUCUUAUCAGUUUGGGUUGUCUAUAAAGAAUCUAGUUGGAUCAUUGGAAUUCUCUGGGUUGCUCUAUUGAUAGGUCUUGGCAGCGUUGGCACGAGCGUAGCCAUUGUUGUGCAGCUAUUCCGUCUAUCUCCUCUCGACCCGCUCUACCUCGUUUUGGUGAACAACAGCAAUCGCAAAGUUAAAAGUAAAGGCUAAGUUAGUGAACUCUCUCAUGGGUCAUGGCAGGGCCGGAGAUAUGUAUGAGCGCACUCAUUCUGCGGUUUUGCGUACGUGAAGCUUUGUGAUUUCAUUUUUACUUUUCACCACAAAAGUUCAAAAAAGUUAUUAUCUACAUUACAAGUUUGUAUGUUCCAUAGUUUUCUUCUGUAUAUAGUUUCUCUUAUGUGAGAAAACAAUUACUUAUGUAAUCAACUUUUUUGGGUCAU